Messenger RNA from Pocillopora meandrina, 655 nucleotides. The record is from the annotation of a GenBank genome assembly. NCBI's taxonomy places the organism in Eukaryota, Metazoa, Cnidaria, Anthozoa, Scleractinia, Pocilloporidae.
AAGCGGAACAUAGGAUAUGGCUUUCACACUCCCGCACAUUGCCGACGGAGGCCAAUCCUCAACAACCUGUUGAUGGUCACGGUAUGAAAGAGGCCUGUUCUCUGGAUAAAGCUUUUUUAUCCUUUAUUAGGCAGGACCACCUCCUUAAGUUUUGCUAAAUCAUUUCUAAAAUUCAAAAAACGCUUCUUUUCCAUUUCAGAUUUUCUUUCAACUAACCUUGUUAUAACGUGUGAGCAUAACAUUUCUAAAACUUGCUUGGAUUGCUAGAUCAUUUCUAAAACUUACUUGGAUUGCUAAAUCAUUUUUAAAACUUGCUUGGAUUGCUAAAUCAUUUCUAAAACUCAGAAAACGCUUGUGAGAAAGAAGUUUACGAGUCAUCUGGACAAAGCGCUUUUAUCCUUUAUCAAGCUGGAAGAUACAAUUAAUUCCUGUCAUCUAGACAAAACGCUUUUAUCCUUUAUCAGGCACACGCAUUUCAGCGUCAUUUACGCUUGCGCGAUGAAAUCGAUAUUACAGUUAAAAGCAGACCAUUCAAAAGGAUUAUAUCAUUUAGGAGCAAAACAAGCCGCGAACUACAUGCUACAUAAUCAUAAGCUCCAAACCUUACCGUGUUGGUCAAUGGAUUCCUUCUGACCACAAAUUUCUUGACAAAUGA